This is a messenger RNA of Symbiodinium necroappetens, 945 nucleotides long. NCBI's taxonomy places the organism in Eukaryota, Dinophyceae, Suessiales, Symbiodiniaceae. The record is from the annotation of a GenBank genome assembly.
AUGGCCGAGGUUUCCAGCUCCCUAAAAGUCCGGUUCGCGCAGGCGGCCAGUCAUUCCGACCCGGUCUCAGUUCACCAGGCCUUCGAGGAGUUGGCUCCAUUUGGUGAGAUCGCACGCCUGGAGUUGUUGCCGGAGGAGCCCGACAGCGUGGUCGUCAGCUACUACGACGGUCGAUGCGCCCUUCGCGCUGCUCUACAUCUUGGUGAUGCCCGCUGCUACAUGGAGCAACCGCAGCAUGAGCAGUGCUAUGUCCAUCUUCCAAACGAGGCAUCCGGAUGCUGCAUCGAGGAGAUCAGCAACUUGUAUGCCCACUGCUGCGAUGGUCGGACGGCAGCAAACGUAGCACAGCAGUUUGGUGUCCGGGAGCAGAAGUCCAAGAUCAGAAAGGCCUAUGUUGCUCCAGCAGCAAAGCCUGACAAAGUUCCUACAGCACCAAGAUAUUUGAACGAUCUCGGGAUCUCCGAGGUGGUGUGGGCAAACCUGGACAAUGGCCAGGAGACCCGCACCACGCUGAGAAUCACUGGCGUGCCCGUCAAGCUGUGCAAAGAAUCCAGGUUUCAUGUAUUCCUGGAAAACGCAGACUUGGCAGAGCACGUGGACAUCUUCCGCCUUUUCGCUGGCUCACGCCGCCACUUCGGCACAGCUUUGGUCAACGCAGUUUCCCCCACGGGAGUGAAGUUGCUGGCGAAGUUCUUCCAUGGACGGCAGUGGGGGGCAGCGGGCAAACUCAUCCCUGCAGCCGUCAGCUUUGCAGCAACGCAGGGACGAGACGAGGUUCUGCGAAAGUACCCGUGCAAGGAAAACGUUCUCAAGGAGCAGGACAGCUCCCGAUUCACAAUUGCAAAGGUUCAUGCUCACACCUUGGGCGAUGUGCCGGGGGUGUCCGAGGUCAGCACGGAGGCAAGCGACGACGCAGAAUCACUGCCAGCUUCUGAAAGGCUUUAG